Messenger RNA from Scheffersomyces coipomensis, 1272 nucleotides. RefSeq lists its product as uncharacterized. The record is from RefSeq and is a predicted model, not a curated record. The transcript has a single exon. Gene Ontology annotation, cellular component: intracellular anatomical structure. Gene Ontology annotation, molecular function: FAD binding; oxygen binding; nitric oxide dioxygenase [NAD(P)H] activity. Bases 1 to 1272 code for a protein of 423 amino acids. NCBI's taxonomy places the organism in Eukaryota, Fungi, Ascomycota, Pichiomycetes, Serinales, Debaryomycetaceae. Gene Ontology annotation, biological process: nitric oxide catabolic process; cellular response to nitrosative stress.
AUGUUUAAUAUGCCUACUAGUAUUCAUCAUCCUACUAUCUAUUCUGUCCCUCCUAUACCUGGUGUUAGAUCGAGUUCAUCAUCCAAUAAACAUAAAUCAGUACUAUUGGAUCAUUCAGAAUCUUCAUCAACCACUUCUUCAGCUCAAUUUUUAAAUUCUUCGUUUGACACGUUCCAACUGAGUAAUUCUAAUCCCAAUAAUUCCGGUUUAAAGCGAGUAGAUAGUAAUAGUACUAUUGUAUCUAACGAAACUCAUUUGGAUUCAACUAGUAUCAGUGAUAAUAAUUAUAAAUUAGUUAAAAUGGCAAGUCGUAAUUCGGUUGAUUCAAGUUAUAAUUCAAAAAUAAGAUAUAAAAUAGAAUUACAUUUCAAUCGUCAACAAAUUGAAUUGAUUCGAUAUAGUUGGAAUAAAGUCUUAUUAGAUGAACCAUUAAUCAAUGAUAAAAAGAAUCUUAAAGGAAAUAAUAAUAUCAAUACCAAUGAUACCAGCAAUUCCUCCAAUAAUAAUAAUAAUAAUAAUAAUUAUUUUAAUUUCACUAAUACUUCAACAGUAGCAUCAUCAUUGUUUUGUCGACAAUUUUAUGGGAAUUUAUUAUCAAAAGAUGAAAAUUUAGAGAAAAUGUUCCCUAGUAUUAAACAUCAAGCUAUUGCUUUUGCUGGGGUAAUGUCAAUGGCCAUAAGUCAAUUAGAAAAUCUAGAUGCCAUGCAAUUAUAUUUAAUCAAAUUAGGUAAACGUCAUGCUAGAAUCUUAAAUAUAGAAGGAUGUCAUUUCGAAUUAAUGGGUGAAGCAUUGAUUCAAACAUUUCAAGAACGGUUUGGAAUUCAUUUCACCCAAGAAUUGGAAAUCUUAUGGAUCAAAUUAUAUCUCUACUUAUCCAAUUCAAUCUUACAAUUCGGUAUGGAUCCUGUAUUGAAAUUAUCUCCUUAUGAAAUGGAAGAAUCUCGAGAAGAAACUGAAUCAGUAGGAGAAGGUAAAUCAUUAUCAAGUUUUUCAUUUUUAAGAAGAUCAACUACAGAAUCAUCCAUAGCUUCUAAAGAUACUUCAGUCAAUUCCAUAAAUUUAUCCAAACCAAACUUACCUUCCAAUGAUUCAGCUGAAAAUAUAUCCCUCUUAAAUGGAUUAGGUUCAAUUAAACCUCCUCCUGGUAAAGAACAUAAGAGAAGAACUUAUUUUGCGAAAUUGGUAUCAACUACAAGUCGUCAUGAAAAUGAUCCUCCAACCAAUAUCAAUACAACAGUCAAGUCAAAGAAGAAAGAUUGUGUUAUAAUGUAA